Manihot esculenta (cassava) is the source of this 726-nucleotide messenger RNA. Its product is annotated as pathogenesis-related thaumatin-like protein 3.5. The record is from RefSeq and is a predicted model, not a curated record. Gene Ontology annotation, cellular component: extracellular region. NCBI's taxonomy places the organism in Eukaryota, Viridiplantae, Streptophyta, Magnoliopsida, Malpighiales, Euphorbiaceae. The transcript has a single exon. Gene Ontology annotation, biological process: defense response. The coding region runs from base 1 to 726 and encodes 241 amino acids.
AUGUAUUUUUCAGGUACUGGUAAUGCUAAGAUUAUUACUAUGCAAAAUAAAUGCGACUUCACAAUAUGGCCUGGAUAUCAAAUAGUAAUUCCUUUGGCAGAGGGUGGAAGGAGAAACGUAGACAGUGGUUUUGAGUUGAGUGCUGGUAAAUCGGUGAAUUUUACGGUUGUCGAUUAUGCCACUAUCUGGGGUCGCACUGGGUGCUCAUUUAAUGAAUCAGAGUUUGGAUCAUGCAUCACCGGCGACUGUGAGGGUCGAUUAAGAUGUGGCGACAUAUUUGGCCGGCAGUUUAUACAUCAACAACCUGUCACAUAUGCUUAUUUGGAGUUUGGAAAAAAUGAAUAUCCUGAUUUUUUUGCAAUUAACGUAGGGGCUGGGUAUAAUGCACCAAUUUCUAUAAUACCUUAUGGUGGUAGUGAUGCCGGUGACAAUAAAUGCAAGGCUACAAGUUGCUCUAUAGACUUGAAAGAGAGUUGCCCAGAUGAGCUGAAGCAGAGAUUUAAUGGUAUUACUGUAGCAUGUCGAAAUCCUUGCUUUCAUUACCCUUCUGUUGAGCCUCAGUUUUGUUGCCCAUACUAUGGAUAUGAGAAAGACGAUUGCAAGCCUACAAAUUACUUUCAAGUGUUUGAGGCUGCUUGUCCUUCAGCUGGUUCCACUCCUGAAUUUGAUAUCUCCAGAUCGUCAAUGUGCUCAAAUGCUAAUAAUUACUUAAUUAGUUUUUGUUGA